GAUGCGGUUGGCACUGGGAGCACUGGUUCUGGGGGCACUGGUGGCACUGGGGGCGUUGGGGCUUUGGGCGCUCGAAGGGUCCCCCCGGACCCCCCCGCGGGAUUUGGGCAGCGCUGUGCUCGUCGCCACCACUCUGAUCACCACUGUGGGUUACGGCUCGGGGGCGCCGCGCUCGCCGGCCGGUCGCGCCUUCUGCUCGGCCUACGUUGCGUUGGGCGUCCCGGUGGCCAUGGUGGUCCUGGCGGGCGCCGCGCGCCGCCUCGCCGAGCCCGUGGUCCAUCGGCCGCGCCGACACCUGCGGGCGCGGUGGGGCUUCAGCCGCCGAGGAGCCGCGCGGCUCCACUUCGCGGCGUUGGUGGCCCUCGCGGCGCUGCUCUUGGUCCUCCUCCCCGCCGCCGCCUUCUCCGCCCUCGAAGGCGCGUGGACCUACUUGGACGCCGUCUACUUCUGCGUCGUCUCCCUUUGUACCGUCGGUUUGGGUGAUCUGGUGGCGGCCGAGGCGCCGCAGCAGCCCCUCCGGCAGCUCUACCAGGUGGCCGUGGCCGCGUACCUGCUGCUGGGCGUGACGGCCGCGCUGCUGCUGGCGCAGACCUUCCACGGAUUGGCGGAGCUCCACGGCCUCCCCGGGAGCAGCGCCGCCUCCGCCGAGGAGGAACCCGACGGAUUGUUGGAAGGGACGAGGGACGAGGAGAAACCGCCCCGGGAAAGGGGGGGCGCGGGGGCGCAGGGGUAG
Messenger RNA from Cuculus canorus (common cuckoo), 733 nucleotides. It is a transcript of the gene KCNK6, whose product is annotated as potassium two pore domain channel subfamily K member 6. NCBI's taxonomy places the organism in Eukaryota, Metazoa, Chordata, Aves, Cuculiformes, Cuculidae. Gene Ontology annotation, molecular function: potassium ion leak channel activity. The transcript is spliced from 3 exons. Gene Ontology annotation, biological process: stabilization of membrane potential; potassium ion transmembrane transport. The record is from RefSeq and is a predicted model, not a curated record. The coding region runs from base 2 to 733 and encodes 243 amino acids. Gene Ontology annotation, cellular component: membrane.